AGAAAGUACCUGCUCCCUUUGUACCAAGAAUCAGUACUGAGUUAGAUGUUAGUAAUUUUUCUGAAGAGUUCACUGCAAUGAUACCACAGGAUUCUCCAGCAAUCGUUCCUCCAGAUGUUGAGAAAAUGUUCAAUGGCUACUCCUACGUUGCUCCAUCAAUUCUCUUCACUGACAGUGUCAUCAGCGACAGCAGCAGCCUUUUCAAGAUGUCACCAGACAGAAGACCUUCCACAACCAACCUAUUAUUGGCUUGUAGCUUUAAGGACUCACCAUUUUUCCAAAAAUACGAACUGAAUCUCCGAGAUAAUAUAACCGGAGACGGCAGCUUCAGUGUCUGUCGGGAAUGUGUACAAAAGUCCAGCGGGCAACAACACUUUCCUGUGGAGAUAGUGUCAAGAAGACUAGACUGCCAACAAGAAAUCAAUUUACUCUGGGCUUGCCAAGGACAUUCCAACAUUGUCAACAACCUCCAUGAAGUUUUCCAUGAUGAGGCACACACCUACAUUGUGAUCCUCGGGCUUCGGUCGUCGUGAGGAACCUGGUGUCAGCAGUUCACUACGUGCACAGGAAAGGCAUCAGUGUUCACGAAGACCUAAAGCCAGACAGGGGUGAAGAGUUAGGAGAGGGAGAGGAAAUAUGUUGGGAAUUAAUGGAAUGGGAGGGAAUAAAAAUAGAAAAGUGGUUGGUGUUGAGGAUAGACAGAAAAGAAAAGAAAGGAAAGGUGAAAAAAAGGACAUUUUUUUGCAUUGAUUUUCCAUCUGCUUAUUUUAAAGAAUUUAUUGCAUGGAAUAUUAUUGAUCUCCAUAAUUUGUAUGGCCUUUAUAAUAAAAAGUAUGAAUUUA
Scylla paramamosain (green mud crab) is the source of this 842-nucleotide messenger RNA. RefSeq names its product ribosomal protein S6 kinase alpha-5-like. Lineage: Eukaryota; Metazoa; Arthropoda; Malacostraca; Decapoda; Portunidae. The record is from RefSeq and is a predicted model, not a curated record. Bases 78 to 533 code for a protein of 151 amino acids. The transcript has 4 exons.